GGCACAAAAUUCUCAGAAGUUACGUAUAUGUGCCAUACAAAUUAUAUUCCCAUCUGUGGAUCAAAUGGGGACACGUACCAAAAUGAAUGCUUUCUCAGAAGGGCUGCUUGUAAGCACCAGGAAGAGAUAAUAGUAGUAGCAAGGGGACCAUGCUACUCUGAUAAUGGCUCUGGAUCUGGAGAGAGAGAAGAGGAAGGGGCAGGGAGAGUUGUUCACAGAAAACACUCCAAGUGUGGACCUUGCAGAUAUAAAGCUGAGUGUGAUGAAGAUGAAGAGAAUGUUGGGUGUGUAUGUAAUAUAGAGUGCAGUGGAUACAGUUUUAAUCCUAUGUCUGCUCCUGAUGGGAGUUCCUAUAACAAUCCCUGUUUUGUUCGAGAAGCAUCUUAUAUAAAAGAACAAAUUGAUAUAAGGCAUCUUGGUCAUUGCACAGACACAGAUGACACUAGUUUGUUGGGAAAGAAAAAUGAUGGACUACAAUAUCAACCAGAUGUGAAAAAUGCUAGUGAUCAAAGGGAAGAUGUUUAUAUUGGAAACCGCAUGCUUUGCCCUGAAAAUCUCAGUAGUUACUGUAUCCAUGGAAAAUGUGAAUUCAUUUAUUCUACUCAGGCUUCUUGUAGAUGUGAAUCUGGUUACACUGGACAGCACUGUGAAAAGACAGACUUUAGUAUUUUCUGUGUAGUGCCAAGUAGGCAAAAGCUCACUCAGGUUCUUACUGCAGCAAUUAUUGGAGCUGUACAGAUUGCCAUUAUAGUAGCAGUUGUCAUGUGCAUAACAAGAAAAUGCCCUAAAAACAAUAGAGGACGACAGCAGCAAAACCUAGGCCAUUUUACUUCAGAUACAUAUUUCCAGAUGGUUUAAACUGAUGACUUUUAUAUGUAUACUGACCAUGUGAUAUACAUUUAUUAUGUCUUUUUUUUAAAGAAUGGAAAUAUUUAUUUCAGAGGCCUUCUUUUUGGACAUUUUUAGUGUAGUACUGUUGGCUCGUAUUUAGAAUAUUCAGCUACAACAGUUUUGGACUGUUUAGUAGUCUUUGUUUUAUGUUUUUAAAUACAGAAAUUGAUUUCACAGAUUUGUACUACAUGGUAAUUCUAAGACUUGUUCUUUACCCAUGGAAUGUAAUAUUUUUGCGAAGACGGACCACUUCCAAGUGGUUAUAAAGUCAUACCCACUUCUUCCACAAUGACCACAUCAAAUGACCAAGCUUGAACUGAAGACCUUUCCUCUGUGUUUUCUGAAACCCCUCUUCAGUGACUAUAAUAUAUACAAGUCUUCAACCUCUUUACUAUAUAUGUGUAGUAUACAGCUGCUAGAGGUAAGUAAAAUCACUGGCUCUCUUCUGAAAGUAUCAUUUACCCUGGAGCCUUCUCAAGAGGAGAACUGUUUCUUCUACCUCCCAUGUCUCUGGGUCUAGAGAAGGUAAUGUCAAUUCAAAACCACUUCUCAGUAGCAUGUACCUAGUGUUUUGACACUUGGAGUAGAUCAUUUUCAACACCUCUUUCUCUAUAUGAUAAAAUUAUUUUCAGUAAUAAUCAUCACAUGAAGCAGAUGAUAAUAGCCAAAAAAGAAAAGCAGUAAGUUUUCUUUUAUUGAAAAAAAUAUACGUAUAUAUACUUUUUCUUUUGAACAGUUUCUGUGUGCCCAUCUUCAGGGAGCAAUUUUAAAGGUUUGUAUUUUACUGUACCUUGUUCAAGGCUGAUUGUAAAUAUUUUUGUAUCUGAAUAACCUUAUCUAAAACUACACCAGGGAAAAAAAAUAUUCAGAACUAAGAAAAAUUGCACAUUGCUAUCAUUGUUUAUUUUGAACCUACUGUUUAAACACGGGAAUAUGUGGGAAUAUGUUACACCAGACAGUCUGGGGACACAAACUGUGUCCAAAGGAAGCUUCGAAAAUUCCAAACCAUUUGAAAUUUAAUCAAAUUGGAAGUGUGUAGUUUAGUCCACUUCGUUGGGCUGACUGUACAGCUGGGAGUUCUUUGAAUUAACUUCUGUGUUGAUAUAAUAUUUAUUAGCAUAUGCAUAAUGAAAACAUCCUGAUUUGAAGAUUCCAUACAUAUAGAAAUCAAACAGUCACUGCAGCAAUUGUUUAGAACUUAGACCAACAAAAGAUUUUUUGGGGGGGAGGAUUAUUUUAUCACUGCCAUUGGGCAUUAGAUUCAUUGUUUUUAACCCAUUUUAUUAUCAUUUUAAAAGUCUCUGCAGAUUUAUGUACCUCCUUAUAGACUGCCCCCAUCUUCCUGCCCUGGCUAGGCCACUGUCAUUACCCUAGUGGUUUCACGCUUGUAGUUUCUCUCUUUUCAAUAUUCCUAAAUAUUAUUAUCCCAUCAUCCUUUCCUCUAACCCACUUACCUAUGGGAAAAGAAAUCAAACUGUUGGAAAGAUUGGAGCACUGUAAAUUCAAGUCAUCUAUUUCAGUUGGACUAAUACAUCCUAGAUAUCUGAUUCUCCUUCUACAUGACAGUCUUAAACCUUCUCCCUUUUUUCCCCAUCCCCAGUUGUCCCUUUCCUUCUUGAUAAAUCAUCCCAUUUCUGCCUUUAUAGAGAAAAUAAAAGCUACCAGAUGGGAAUACCUCAACCUUCCAUUGAAACACAUCAAAACCUUUUGUUAUCAUCUCCAUCAUCUUCAAAAUGCCCCCUCCUUUGUCGACCCUGACCCAGCCCUCUUGUCCUCCAGCUGCUUCCUCUGAAAGUGCAUCUGUAUAAUCAGCAAAUUCUCCUAUAUCUUCAGGCUCUUCUCAGGGAGUUCAGCCUAUCUCUUGCCCUAACUGAAAUUGAAUUUUCCCUAAGGACCCCACGAGUACCCAUUUAGUAGCUAUUAAUUUUCUUAUGUGCUAGUAGGUAUUCAGAUUCAGGAGAUGAGAUUGGGGUUUUCUUCCUCUCAUUGGUUUUUCUAGAUUCUUACCUCUUUACCCUGGCAAAGCAAACAUACGAAAACCUAUUCCUCUGAGACAUAUGCCCUUCAGCUUUACCACUCUUUCGGUCUCUCCGUUAUAACUCCAUUACUCAUCAUGUGUUUUGGCAACAGAGAAACAAGAAACAGGCAGCAUAGGAAAGAGAAACGAACAGUCUUUCUCUUUCUAUUCAAAAUCUUGCUGUUAUGGGUGACACUAACACACAAGUGGAUGAUUCAUUCAACACCCUAGCCUUUAAUUUUCUUGAUCUUUUGGCACCAGCAAUCUCUUGCAUCCCAUAGUUUUUAUCUACUCUCCUGGUUACUCUCUGAAUCAUGUCAUCAUUUCUUGCAGUCCACAUCCAGAAUCUGAUUCAGGCAUCCUCCUCUCUGAUGACUACCUCAGCUCCUUCAGCUUGUGUGUUAGCCUCUUGUUCAUUGUUCUUCUUGGUGACCUUCAGACCUGGCUUUUUUAUCUAGUUUAGAU
This is a messenger RNA of Kogia breviceps (pygmy sperm whale), 3373 nucleotides long. Lineage: Eukaryota; Metazoa; Chordata; Mammalia; Artiodactyla; Physeteridae. The record is from RefSeq and is a predicted model, not a curated record.